Molecule: messenger RNA, 1017 nt
Organism: Chilo suppressalis (striped riceborer)
Lineage: Eukaryota; Metazoa; Arthropoda; Insecta; Lepidoptera; Crambidae
Source: the annotation of a GenBank genome assembly
AUGCAGUACGUGGAUCCGCCCGCGCAACAGAUGAUGAAUAUGAUGCCUGCGUACAGUUGCGGGUAUGGGCGAGGGGACACUUUGUCUCCGGCGUCCGAUAUGUCUUCGUGCAGCAGUGCGUCCUCAGGGGCUUGGUGCGGCGCCGGCCCGUGGCGGGAUCUGCCUUACCCGCAGUACUCGGCCUACUGGCCGCCAGCCGCCGCCGAAGAAGCCAGGGAACUUCAGCGCCGUUGCGCCAAGUGCCGGUGCCCCAACUGCCUCACUGAAGCCGCCGGCUUCGGUCCCAACUACGGAAAGGACGGCGUCAAAAGGGAACACGUCUGCCACGUUCCCGGUUGCGGGAAAGUGUACGGAAAAACCUCGCAUCUAAAGGCCCAUUUACGUUGGCAUACCGGCGAGCGGCCGUUCGUAUGCAACUGGCUAUUUUGCGGCAAACGUUUCACCCGCUCCGACGAGUUGCAGCGGCAUUUGAGGACGCACACCGGGGAGAAGAGAUUCGCUUGCCAAAUGUGUACGAAGAGAUUUAUGAGGUCCGACCACUUAGCGAAGCAUGUGAAAACCCAUGCUAAUGUAUCCAGAAAGAACAAAAAAGCGAAGGAAGAUGAGAAAGAUGAAGCUCCGCAAGAAAAAGUGCCAGAGCAACAAUCCAACUCUGUUACACCAGCGUCUUCUACAAGUGCCCCAUUGACGACAGUCGGUAGUACCAAUUAUGGAACUGUGCCGGUCGCAAGCGUUGCGAAGCCGAUGUCCCUAAACUAUGCUGCAGUGGCACCGAAUUUUGCAGCCACUUCAAACAGUUAUAUGUACCCGAAUGGAUCUAUGAUGAGCGGAUGGUACCCGGACGUGAGACAAGAUCCGUUGUACGCCCGAACCCCGGUCAGAGACCCUCGGUACGCUGGUGCAGUGCAGUAUCAACAAUACCAACCAAUUGCCUCGUACCAAUGUGCCAGUAAAGAAAACUACGCCAUGUUUCAGGGACAUUACAACUUACAACCACCAGUUGCUCUCGGACAAUAA